Molecule: messenger RNA, 1893 nt
Organism: Zophobas morio
Lineage: Eukaryota; Metazoa; Arthropoda; Insecta; Coleoptera; Tenebrionidae
Product: cytosolic endo-beta-N-acetylglucosaminidase-like
Exons: 20
Coding region: 1-1893 (630 amino acids)
Biological process (GO): protein deglycosylation
Cellular component (GO): cytoplasm
Molecular function (GO): mannosyl-glycoprotein endo-beta-N-acetylglucosaminidase activity
Source: RefSeq, a predicted model, not a curated record
AUGAAUAAGGUUCUUCUUCAGGCUUCUUGUGAGGAUUGCAAACUAUUUGUCCCCUCUUCUAAACCCUUAAAAAACCUUCAGGAGGUUUCUUUGUGGAAACCAGAGGUGGUUAACGAUAAUAAGACUUCUCCAAGGUUAAAUCCUAAUGGAAGAGUUAAGGAUGGCGAUAACAAAAUUAAGUUAAUAGUCUGCCAUAUGAUGGGCGGGUAUCUUAUGGAAGAUAAGUACACCCAGAUGGUUCCUUGUUCAGAAGUAUAUAAUAUAGUUUCUAGUUGGUCUUAUAUCGAGUAUUUCAUAUACUUUAGCCACAACUUUGUUACUAUACCUCCUACCUCGUGGAUAGACAUUGCACACCGAAAUCAUGUUCCCAUUUUGGGGACCGUCAUAACGGAAUGGAAGGAGGGCUACUAUAUUUGCGAGGAUCUUUUUAAGUUGGAAAAAACUGCCCUUUCUUUUGCCGACCAGUUGGUAUGGUUUCCCAUUGCUACGCACUACUGCUUUGACGGAUGGCUGAUUAACAUUGAAAAUCCCGUGGAAGAGGCUAACAUACCCAAUCUAUUUAUGUUUUUAGAAUACCUCAAGCUCAAGUUAGAGGCUUCUCUUCCUGCUUCCAAGGUUAUAUGGUACGACAGCUUGACUCGUAACGGCCACUUGUGCUGGCAAAAUGAAUUGAACCUUUCCAACCUUGAGUUUGCCCAGCACUGUGAUGCAAUCUUCCUCAACUACUUUUGGGAUACCUCUUGUCUUUUUAGGACGCACUCUUUACUAAAAAGCCAUCCGGUGGAUGUAUAUGUCGGGAUCGACGUCUUUGGUCGAGGGUCUCCCGGUGGUGGGGGCCUCAACACCCAUAAGGCGGUUGAACUGAUCUCACAGUACGAAAAUUUGCACAUAGCUCUUUUUGCUCCUGGUUGGAUUUAUGAAUCUAAAAACAACAAACUCGACUUACUCGGCAAUCAGCUGUUUUGGGACUCGUUUACCCCGUUCUGUCAAGCAUUCGACAGCGUUCAACUACCUUUCGAUUCUUUUUUCAACGUGGGAUUUGGAAAGCGUUACUUCGUGAAGGGAAAACUGGUUUCGGAAAAGGAAUGGUCACAUAUAAGUUUAACGUCGCCUUUAUUACCCUCUAUAUUGGCUAAAUCUACUUCUAAAAACUUAAAAUUUUCCUUUGAUGAAGCCUAUGAAGGAGGUUCCUCUCUUGAAUUGGAGGCUUCUGCCGCAAGCAGUUAUUUCACGUUGCUGGAGCACUGCCACUUCGCUACACAGGCAGGCCUUCUAAUUAGACUGGUCUUCAAGCCGGCAAACUUGUCGCCUUCGCCCUUUUCUAUUAGACUUUCCUUCUUAAAUAGACAUCCAAUAGAGUUCUCCUACAGGGACUGCCAAAGCAAAGACUUGACGAUUCUAGCCGAAGAACGUAAGGACUCCGAUGGCUGGAACCUGUUGACCCUCAACUUAAAACCUUUGCAGGAAGACUUUUUAAAAAAAAUUGAGGUUAAGCUGGAGAAAGACAGUCGCGUCUUCUUCGGUCGACUCACUGUCAUGGAAAAUAAGCCUAUAAAAGAUGCCGUUUUCUUAAGCUCUUUGCAACUUAAAAAUUUUUGUCACCACCAAGAGGAUUCUAGUAUCUGCGGAUUGCUUCAGUGGGAUGCCUCUAAGACUUGUUCCCAGUUCAACGUGUAUGGAAAGAUGACCGAUAUCUAUGGAAAGCAGACUGUUCUGUACAUUACUACCACCCGUCAGCCCACGUACACGUUCUGUCGUCUGAAGGUGCCGCCGGGUAUAGGCUCAGUCACUUUCGAGAUACAAACGUUAUUUCCUCUGGCAACCCAAUGUCGUAGUGAAGUACCCGAUGAACUUUCAGUUUUCUGCUCCCAAAAACUUUGCGUGGUGCCUUAA